CAGCCAAUCACUGGAGAGACGCCGGGCGCGCGCGCGCUCCCUCGGGUAACGGUCGCGAGAGGCCGCUUGCCUGACCCUGACAUCGGCAGCGGGAGCGGCGGCCAGACUCUCUUGGAAGUUUAGGAUAUUUCACAGUUCUGAAUGUUAGCCACUGAAAAUGCCAGUAGAUGAUGAAGCCUCUGAAGAUGACACGGAUUCACUUUCCUCAAACAGCCCAAGAACGUUUAUUUUCCAAUAAGAGAAUAUAACAAUUUCUGUACACUAUGGAAGAGUUUGACUUGGUGAAAACCUUACACAAAACUUCAUCUUCUGUAGGAUCUGAUGAAAAUUCUCUUCAUUCUCUUGGACUGAACUUAAAUACUGAUAGAAGUAGUCCUCACCUUAGUACAAAUGGGGUAUCCUCUUUCUCAGGGAAGACCAGACCAUCUGUAAUUCAAGGUACAGUUGAAGUCCUAACUUCUUUAAUGCAAGAGCUACAAAACAGUGGAAAGACUGAUUCGGAACUUUGGAAAAACUGUGAGACCAAGUGGUUACAGCUAUUCAAUUUGGUGGAAAAACAAUGCCAAGAACAGAUAGUUGCCCAGCAGGAGCAGUUCCACAACCAGAUUCAACAUAUACAGGAGGAGAUAAAAAAUUUAGUCAAAUUACAGACUAGUAGUGCUUCCUUGGCUUCCUGUGAAGGAAAUUCUUCAAACAAACAAGUAUCUUCGGAAAGUCAAAUGGGUUUUUUUUCUCUAAGCAGUGAGAGAAAUGAAUCUGUUAUCCAUUAUCCUGAAUCCACAGAACCUGAAAUACAGCAAGAAAUGUCCACGUCACAACCAGACUGCAAUGUGGAUAGUUGCUCAGUAAGCAGUGGAUAUGGCACCUUUUGUAUCUCAGAAUUAAAUCCGUACAAAUCUAAAGACCCUAAGGAGUUCAUGGAGCACGUAGAUGUUCUCAAAGGACAGUAUGUAGCACCUGCGGUGCCGGCUGAGUCACUUGUAGAUGGUGUGAAAAAUGAGAAUUUUUAUAUACAGACUCCUGAAGAGUGUCAUGUGUCUUUAAAGGAAGAUGUAUCCAUUUCUCCUGGUGAAUUUGAACAUAAUUUUCUUGGUGAAAAUAAGGUUUCUGAAGUAUACAGUGGGAAAACAAAUAGUAAUGCUAUAACAUCAUGGGCACAAAAACUGAAGCAGAACCGACCAAAGAGAGCACAUGUAGAAGAUGGAGGUUCAAGAUCUAAACAAGGAAAUGAGCAAAGUAAGAAGACACCAAUUGAGAAAUCUGAUUUUGCUGCUGCUACACAUCCUCGUGCUUUUUACCUCAGUAAACCAGAUGAAACUCCAAAUGCUUGGAUGUCUGAUUCAGGAACAGGAUUGACUUACUGGAAACUAGAGGAAAAGGAUAUGCACCACUCUUUGCCUGAAACUUUAGAGAAGACGUUCAUAUCAUUGUCUUCCACAGAUGUGUCACCAAACCAGUCUAAUACUAGUAAUGAGAUGAAGCUACCGUCACUGAAGGAUAUUUAUUAUAAAAAACAAAGGGAAAACAAGCAGUUACCUGAGAGGAAUCUCACUUCUGCUUCCAACCCAAAUCAUCCACCAGAGGUCCUGACUCUAGAUCCUACGUUACACAUGAAGCCAAAGCAGCAGAUUUCAGGGAUUCAACCUCACGGCCUCCCGAAUGCCCUUGAUGACAGAAUAUCCUUUUCCCCGGACUCUGUUCUAGAACCUAGUAUGUCUAGUCCUUCUGACAUAGACUCAUUUUCACAAGCAAGUAAUGUCACUUCUCAGUUACCUGGAUUUCCAAAAUAUCCCUUACACACAAAAGCUUCUCCGGUGGACUCUUGGAAAAAUCAGACAUUCCAAAACGAAAGUAGGACCAGUUCCACGUUUCCAUCAGUAUAUACCAUUACUAGUAAUGAUAUCUCAGUCAACACUGUAGAUGAAGAAAACACUGUCAUGGUCGCUUCGGCCUCAGUCAGUCAGUCCCAGCUUCCAGGUACAGCCAACAGUGUCCCAGAAUGCAUUUCAUUGACUUCCUUGGAAGAUCCUGUGAUAUUGUCUAAGAUUAGGCAGAAUCUGAAGGAAAAGCAUGCUCGACACAUAGCAGAUCUUCGAGCUUAUUAUGAAUCAGAAAUAAAUAGUUUGAAACAGAAGCUGGAGGCAAAAGAAAUCUCUGGAGUUGAAGAUUGGAAGAUAACCAAUCAAAUUCUUGUAGACAGAUGUGGCCAAUUAGAUAGUGCUUUGCAUGAAGCUACUAGUCGCGUGAGAACACUUGAAAAUAAGAAUAACUUACUGGAAAUUGAAGUGAAUGAUUUGAGAGAACGCUUCAGUGCAGCCAGCAGUGCUUCCAAAAUUUUGCAGGAACGAAUUGAAGAAAUGAGAACAAGCAGUAAAGAAAAAGACAAUACCAUCAUUCGACUAAAAUCUAGACUGCAAGAUUUAGAAGAAGCAUUUGAGAAUGCUUACAAACUCUCGGAUGAUAAAGAAGCUCAACUAAAACAAGAGAACAAAAUGUUUCAAGAUCUUUUAGGAGAGUAUGAGUCCCUUGGAAAAGAACACAGGAGAGUAAAGGAUGCAUUAAAUACAACUGAGAACAAAUUGCUUGAUGCAUAUACUCAGAUUUCUGAUUUGAAAAGAAUGAUUUCAAAACUUGAAGCUCAGGUCAAGCAAGUAGAACAUGAAAAUAUGUUAAGCCUUCGUCAUAAUUCUAGAAUUCACGUGAGACCCUCGCGUGCCAACACACUAGCAACUUCAGACGUCAGCAGGCGGAAAUGGCUGAUUCCAGGUGCAGAGUAUUCCAUCUUUACUGGCCAGCCUCUGGACACCCAGGACAGUAACGUGGAUAACCAGCUGGAGGAAACCUGUAGCCUAGGGCACCGUUCACCUCUGGAAAAGGAUUCUUCACCUGGAAGUUCAUCAACAAGCUUGUUGAUAAAAAAGCAAAGAGAGACUUCAGACACGCCGAUCAUGAGAGCUUUAAAAGAAUUUGAUGAGGGAAAAAUAUUUAAAAACUGGGGGACACAGACAGAGAAAGAGGACACCUCAAAUAUAAAUCCUCGGCAAACUGAAACUUCAGUUAAUGCAAGUCGUUCUCCAGAAAAGUGUGCCCAACAGAGACAAAAGAGACUUAAUUCGGCCUCACAGAGAUCAUCAUCUUUACCACCUUCAAAUCGUAAAUCAAGUACUCCAACAAAAAGAGAGAUUAUGCUAACACCAGUGACUGUGGCUUAUAGUCCAAAGCGAUCCCCUAAAGAAAACUUGUCCCCAGGAUUUAGUCAUCUGCUUAGCAAAAAUGAGAGCAGUCCAAUUCGAUUUGAUAUACUUUUGGAUGAUUUAGAUACUGUUCCUGUGUCUACAUUACAACGUGCCAAUCCAAGAAAGCAACUCCAGUUUCUUCCUCUAGAUGACUCGGAAGAAAAAACGUAUUCUGAGAAAGCCACCGAUAACCAUGUUAAUCAUAGCUCUUGCCCUGAACCGGUGCCAAAUGGAGUGAAGAAAGUAUCUGUGAGAACAGCCUGGGAGAAGAAUAAAUCAGUUAGCUAUGAACAGUGUAAGCCGGUUUCAGUCACUCCACAGGGGAAUGAUUUUGAAUAUACAGCAAAAAUUCGGACCCUAGCUGAAACAGAACGAUUUUUUGAUGAACUUACAAAAGAAAAGGACCAGAUUGAGGCAGCACUAAGCAGGAUGCCUUCUCCUGGAGGACGAAUCACUUUACAGACAAGAUUAAAUCAGGAAGCCUUGGAAGAUCGUUUGGAAAGGAUUAAUCGAGAACUGGGUUCAGUUCGCAUGACGCUAAAGAAAUUCCAUGUUUUGCGCACCUCUGCAAAUCUUUGAGAUUUGUAGCCAUUAAAUUUUGAGACAUUUUUGUUUGCACUAAUGUAUAAUUAUGCAGUCAGAAAAGGCAAACUAUUUUGUACUGUUUAUAAGCCUUCAAACAGUAGUUUUACAAUCAUGCUAUUCUUACACUUGCUAUUUUAUACUUCAAAUGGCCACAUAUUUUCAAGAUAUUUUUGUUAUGCUCAGGAAUCUCUUGUAUAUUUUACUAUUUAAAAAGCAUUAUUUUUAAAUAGUAUAUGUCUCCAAUUUAUAUCAAGAAUAAGGAAAUAUAAACAGAGGAAGCAGCUUGUUUCUAAACAAAUAGUGUUAUCCUUUUACAAUUAACUGCACACCAAUUUUAUAAACUUGUUCUACAUUGUAAAUACAAUUCAUUUUUUAAAAAAUAAAGCUUAAUAGCUUCCAUAAUGA
Messenger RNA from Gorilla gorilla gorilla (western lowland gorilla), 4226 nucleotides. It is a transcript of the gene MPHOSPH9, whose product is annotated as M-phase phosphoprotein 9. The record is from RefSeq and is a predicted model, not a curated record. The transcript has 24 exons. Lineage: Eukaryota; Metazoa; Chordata; Mammalia; Primates; Hominidae. Gene Ontology annotation, cellular component: centriole. The coding region runs from base 264 to 3815 and encodes 1183 amino acids.